Molecule: messenger RNA, 371 nt
Organism: Racocetra fulgida
Lineage: Eukaryota; Fungi; Glomeromycota; Glomeromycetes; Diversisporales; Gigasporaceae
Source: the annotation of a GenBank genome assembly
AAAUUUAGAGCAUAUUUAUCUGAAACGUGGUCUGGAGGAUGGGAACGACCAAAAAGAAAAGAGGAUGAAAAGAAAAAGUCCACCGCUUGCACCUCCAAUGGUCUCAGUAGCUCCAAGCCCGAAGGUUCCCCCACCACCUUUACAGUACGAAAAUGACCCAACUGUUAAAAUAAUUGACCUAUAUUUUGCUCCGGAGGUGGCAACCGAGGUCAGUAACGCUGAUGCUGAAAUCGGCCUAGAAAGUUUAAUCGACGGAUAUAUGGAACCAUUAAAUGAAUUGGAGCAGAAAAAGGAAAAGCAAGUAGAAAACGUACCUACAAGGCCCGAAGAAAUCGACGAUGAAAGUGAUCACGAGACGUUAGUUGGUGAUU